GAACACUGUGUAUCCGCGCUUCCUUUCGCGUAACCAUUGUUUGGCUUCGCUGUACCGUCGAUGUAGGCAAGUCAUCGUUUUUGCAUUUUCGCGCUCAGACCGUACACUAAUUGGUACUGCUGAGCACAAUAACUCACGUGGUCUGCCUCAAAGACCCAUCAAGCCAAGUGACAUGUCGGUCGCCUUCGCACAACAACAGAAAGGGCGACAUAACCCAAGUCCAGCUCAGAUACAAAAGAUGCUGGAUGAAAAUAGCCAGUUAAUACAAGCCAUUGUCGACUAUCAAAACAAAGGGAAAGCUUCGGAAUGUCUGCAGUAUCAGCAAAUUUUGCACAGGAAUCUAGUCUACUUGGCAUCAGUGGCAGACGCUGGUCCUGUGGUGCAGGCAUCUAUUCCGCCACCAUGUGGACCGGGAGGUCCUGAUCAAGGAGGCAGCCCUGCACCAGGUGGUCUCAUGCCUGGCCAACAGUCAUAUGGCCCGUCUAUGCAGUCACAGCAGCAAACAGCUCCAGGCGGGCCUGGAGCUGGCCAGCAGUCACCCAUGGGGGGCCAUGGAAUGUCGGGCUAUGGGCGAUCUGGACCCCCACCGCCAUCCUCCGCUAUGGUCAGUCAGCAGCAGCCUAUGCCAGCACAGCAGCCGCACCACCAAUCGCCAAUGCAGCACCAGCCAUCUUCACAGCAGCACCCUGCAAUGAACCAGCAUGGUCAACAGCCACACAUGGGUCAACAGCCAGGUGGUCAGCACAUUCCGCAGCCACCCUCGCACCCAUCAGCCAUGCAGCCUGGCAUGGGCUCAGCACACCAGCCCAGCCAAGGCCACCAGAUGCCUCAGCAUGCCGCCAGUCCACAGGGACCUGUUCAGCAGCAGAUGCAGGCUGCACAGCAGCAUCCAUCACAACACGGGCAACACCAGGGUCAGCAUCCUGGCCAGCAGCAUCCUGGUCAGCACCCCGGUCAGCAUCCUGGCCAGCAGCAUCCUGGUCAGCACCCUGGUCAGCAUCCUGGCCAACAUCCCAGCCAGCAGCAUCCUGGCCAGCACCCUGUCCAGCAUCCAGUUCAGCACCCAAGUCAGCAUCCUGUCCAGCAUCCUGGGCAACACCCCAGCCAACACCCAGGACAGCACCCUGGUCCACAUCCCAGCCAACACCCUGGUCAGCAACAGCCACAUCCUGGCCAGCCACACCCAGGACAGCACCCAAGCCAGCCACACGCCUCUCAGGCCCAAAGCCAGCACCUCGGCCAGCACCCAUCGCAACACCCUGUACCCCACCCUGCGCCACACCCGGCGCAACACCCGGCGCAGCAUUCCAACCAGGCACAGCAGCAGCAGCAGCCACCCCAGCAGCAGCAGCAUUCCUCGCCACCUCCGGUGUCCUCACCACCAAGUGGCCCAGGCACACCACAACAGCAGGGGCCCUCGCCUCCUUCCCAGCAGCAUCACCCGCCAUAUGGCAGCCAGGGUUCACUGAAUCCACCAAAUCGAUCCAGUCCAACGCCUAACCAAAGCCCUGCUCCACCGUCAACUCUCUCUACUCAGAACUAUGCGCAGCAUGCAGCGCAUGGACAACAGGGUGCUGCCAUGGGAUCGCAGCAGCAUCAGCCUAGUGGAGGGCCUGCCAGCAGCCCAUACGGAGGCUACUCACCACAGGUUGGCCCUUCCCAGACACCACCGCAGCAGCGGCCACCUUCACAACCUUCCCCUGCCAGCACCCCGCACCCGAGCAGCCCGUAUCCAGGCCACAAGAUGGCUGCCCAGAGUGGCUAUCCUGCGGCUCCCUACCAGGCAGCUGGGUCACCUGGCUUUCCAGGAGCCCCACCUGCAGGAGCAGCAGGUGCUGCACCCCCUGCAGCUGCCUACCCAGCUACAACGUCAGCUUCUGCUGGCUAUGCACAAUAUAGCCAAGGCUACCCACAAGGCUAUGGCGUGGCUUACGGCUAUGGGCCAAGUGGAGGCUACCCACAGGGAGGUGCUUACAUCGGUGCCUACCCACAGGGUGGCACAGCAGCGCCGCUGCGCUACCCUGCAGGGUACCCUGGCUAUGGUCACUACCGGGCUCCUCAGCCAGCUGGUCAACAGGCUGCUGCUUAUGGUGCCUAUGAGCAGCAGGGUUAUCCUCCUGGUGCCUACUCUCAGGCUCAGUGAGCUUGCAAAAGGAGCCAUAGUGACAUCAAAAGAUGGGAAAACCCUCCCUACCCAUUGGAAUUCUGAGCUCCAUUGAGCAGUGGAAGAAACCCCAGUGCUCAUUCCAAGAAUUCCCAUCAGAUGGGCUGCCACAGACAUUUCUGUCUGUGGAUGUAACUCCCAGCAAACGUGUAGUUUUUUUUUUUUUAAUCAUUUCUUUUUUUCUAUCUUCCAUUGAACGUCAAGUUUCUUUACAUAGCUCAUCUGAGUUCGCUGUGUAUAGUAUUUUGUUUUACCUGGCUGUUGCAUUGUGGCCGUCCAUGCACAAUCUCUGUCCUGACUGAGUGUGUGACGCAUAUGGAGUGACACACACAGGACUAGAAUUCAGCUAAAGAGAGUUCGUGUCCAUCCUUCAACGUGUGAAGAUGGCAGCUUAGGUAUCGUGUAAUGUAAAGAAAAUUAUUUGUGCUAAAUGUUGGUGCAUGUAUGACAGGUUGUAGCUUUUCCACACAACUUGCAGUCACGCAUCACUUAUUACGUAUGUUGACAGGCAUGCUUUUGAGCUUAGUGCUCCAACGUAAAUGGACUUUAGUUUUUAUAAUUUCUCAUAUACAUGGACUAUUUAUCUCGCAGAUAGAGACCCCUUUUUUUAUGAGCGUUUACAUUUCUGAAAAGUGGACGUUUUGAGGCUAUUGCAAAAUACUUGUGAUUUUUUUUUUCUUUGCAUGAAUUGUGUGAUUGAUUACAUCAUUUCAGAUGUGCAUGUAAUAUACUUGCAUAUGGGUGCCUGAAGGAAGGCUUUUAUUAUUUUUACCCUGGAAUGUUGAAGCAGUGCUGAGCUUAACAUUGCUUGUCCUGUAUUGUGUUACAUAGUGGUAAGCGCAGUUUGGUUACAUAGUGGUAAGCGCAGUUUGGGCCAUCUGUGUUAUGUAGGAGUGUGCGAAUAGUAAUGUUUGAGACAGAGUUGAAUACUUUUCAAAUGAGCAGCCAUUUUCAUAUUUGAAUUAAAUGAUGUCCUCAUCCUAGUAUUUAUAAUGUUAAGUUUCUCAUUAAACUACUAGUUAUCAGCCAUUACUUAUUUUAAAAAACACAAAUGCAGCAUUAGGAACAAUCAAACAGUUCGUUCGCAGACACAGGACUCUUCGAAGAGUGAAUAAUCGCUGUAAAGCCGGUCAAAUCUGCCACCCUGAAUAAUGUAACCUGCUUCAUGAUGUAAGUUCCCAAGUUUUAUGCCUAUACUAUCUUAAGAAGCUGCAUGGAGAUUGUAUGAGCAGUUCCUCCAUUUUAUUCAAUUCCUUCUUCCUCCUCUUUUCUUCGUUCCCCAGUUGGCCUUCGCUCAUUGUUUUCUCGAUCCUUUACAACUAUGUACAGUAUAGACCACUUAUAACGUAACCGCUUAUAGUGCAGGACCGGAUAUAGUGCGGUCUUUUCAGACUCCCGUUAAUUUUCCCAUAGCACUCCAUGUAUACACGUAUCGCUUAUAGUGCAGUUGCGGGAAACGAAAUACCGGUUACAGUGUGACUGCCUGGGAGUACGGAAGUCAGCGGAGACGGCGAACGCUCCCCUCAAACGGGCGCCCCAAGGAGUGCUCGAGGAAGAAAGAGAGACGAAGUGGAGGAGAAGGGCACGUGGUGCGAACGAACAGCCAGUGAGGCUGAAACCAGAAUCUUGAGUGCGAGUCGUGAAAUAUCACGGCGCACAUAACGAGCGAGGGCCACGACUCUGCCAACGCCGGCCAACGCUCGCUUCGCGAUAACGGCAGUAAACGAAACUUCAGGGAGCGCGCAGCGCCAGCACGGCACGGCGAAGGGCGCACGCGGAGACCGUGGAUUGUGAGGGAGGCAGGGAAGCGGAUUUCGCCUCGGCAACUCCGCCACUUCGGUGGCUCCCCUCUCCCUCCCUCAUAGCUCCCUCACUUUCGACUGUCACCGUGUGCCCCCCCUCCCCCGCCGUGCAGGCGCUGCCGCUCCAGCCGGCCCGGCGCCAGCUCCCCGAGAAGUUUCGUUUUCUGCCGUUAUCGGUAGCGGGCAUUUGCCGGCGUGGGCAGUUUCGUUGGCCAGCCUGGGACAGCGCCGUAGCCGCAGCAUGCAAGGUCAACGGGUGGCUAGAAAGUAGAGGAAGCAUAAAAAUAAAGGAGAAAGAAGGGUUCACUGCCAUUUUCUACACGUGGCUGAGAUGUCAGCACGUACACGCAUCUUCCGGCGCAACGCAGAAUCGGCGACCUUGCCAUUUGAGAGAGGGUGAAAU
Molecule: messenger RNA, 4369 nt
Organism: Dermacentor silvarum
Lineage: Eukaryota; Metazoa; Arthropoda; Arachnida; Ixodida; Ixodidae
Product: calcium-binding protein P
Exons: 9
Coding region: 173-2143 (656 amino acids)
Source: RefSeq, a predicted model, not a curated record